This is a messenger RNA of Xiphias gladius (swordfish), 2123 nucleotides long. RefSeq names its product thyroid hormone receptor interactor 4 (gene trip4). Bases 143 to 1999 code for a protein of 618 amino acids. Gene Ontology annotation, cellular component: nucleus. Lineage: Eukaryota; Metazoa; Chordata; Actinopteri; Istiophoriformes; Xiphiidae. The transcript is spliced from 12 exons. The record is from RefSeq and is a predicted model, not a curated record. Gene Ontology annotation, molecular function: transcription coactivator activity; zinc ion binding. Gene Ontology annotation, biological process: positive regulation of DNA-templated transcription.
AGAAUGUUUUUUCAGGACGGGAUUCCGUGCUGCCACGUGUUUUGUGUGCGACAUUGAUGUUCCGCCGACUGGAAACACAUUACUGCAGCGGUUUGAGUUUUGGCCAGAGCACAGACUUUAAAAGUCUUUUAGCUGGAUAAAAAUGUCGGACGCUUUGCUGCGGUGGUGUGCGGACCAGUUACACCUCAAGUUCGGGUUGGAGGCAUGUGAAGACAUCGUCAAAUACAUUCUAUCCAUCGAAACAGCUGAAGAGAUUGAGGAGUACGUGGGAGACCUCCUGCAGGGCACGGAUGGGAGAAAAAGGCAGUUUAUAGAUGAGCUCCUCAGUAGAUGGAAGAAGACUCAAAGACAGGCCACAGAUACCACGGGUCUUUUCCUUCUCAAAGAAUCUGUUUCAUCAGCAGAUUCACAAGACCUGACUAAAGAUACCCAGAAAAAGUCUAAACGCAAGGGCCGUAACAAACAGGAGGUGAUGUCUGUGAGCCAAACAGAACCUGAGCCAGAGGCUGUCAAAACCCCCAUUGAUUUGAUGAGGGCCCAAGAAAACAGUAGUACUUCUUCAACAAAGAAAAAAAGUAAGUUUAUCAGUCUCUAUGCUCAAGAGGGACAGGACAGGCUUGCUGUCUUACUCCCUGGUCGACAUGCCUGUGAGUGCCUUGCGCAAAAGCACAAACUUAUCAACAACUGCAUCAGCUGUGGUCGCAUUGUGUGUGAGCAGGAGGGCUCAGGACCCUGCCUCUUCUGUGGAAGCCUGGUCUGCACAACGGAGGAGCAGGAGAUCCUGCAACGAGACUCCAACAAAAGCCAGAAACUAAGAAAGAAGCUCAUGGGAGACUGUGGAGAAAGAGAUUACCUCCCACACCAAGAGGUCAAGAUGAAGGCUGGCUUGGAGAAAGCUGUCCAGCACAAAGACAAACUGCUGGAAUAUGACAGGAAUAGUGUCAGGAGAACACAAGUUCUAGAUGAUGAGUCAGAUUAUUUUGCCACCGAAUCCAAUCAGUGGUUGUCACCCGGUGAGCGAGAGAAGGUAAGGAAGAAGGAAGAGGAGCUCAGAGAACUUCGCCACGCCUCUCGCAAGGACAGGAAGGUCACGUUGGACUUUGCUGGUAGACAGGUGAUUGAUGAAGGAAACAACCUCAACGAGUACUACAACAAGCUGGAUGAGACCCUCAAGGCUAUGAACAGUGACACUAAUUCAAAAUCACCAAUGAAUUCUGAAAGACAAGGUGGAAGGCAGAGCCUCAGAGAGCUGGUCAACCCCAACAUAAUGCAGUCUCCACCAGAGUGGGUAAAUGUUGGAGGCAGCGAUAACUACAAGAGAAACACGGAGCACGGAAAGCGUUUGGCAGAAGACAAGGGAGCAGAAGAACGCAACAGGUUGCGGCUCCAAGACAAAGAGCUGCAAGAGAUGUCUGACGGAGGCUGGUGCCUCAGCAUGCACCAGCCCUGGGCCUCACUACUGGUCAAAGGCAUCAAGAGGGUAGAGGGGCGAACUUGGUACACGUCACAUAGAGGUCGUCUUUGGAUUGCUGCUGCAGCCAAGAAGCCAACCCCUCAGGAGAUUGCUGAGGUGGAAGCCAUGUACCGCCACAUCUACAGGAAAGAGCCAAUGUUUCCUAAAGAAUACCCCACUGGCUGCCUGUUGGGCUGCGUCAACAUGACUGACUGCCUAUCUCAGGAGCAGUUCAGAGAACAGGUAUUUGGAACAAAACAGGCCAAAAAGGGUGAUUUAUUUUUGGUUGGCUUGGCAGACUGUUGCUGUUUUAUGACGAGUGCUGGAACUCCUACAAUUCCCAUCCUCCUCCUCCUCCUCCUCUUAGCUUUUUCCGACCUUCCUGCCCUUGGAGACUUUGCUGAAAUGCAAUUUCAGCCUGUGGUGCACGACAAAAAAAAAGCACCGAACUUAUAUAAAAGUGAAUACCAGAUUUUGUCUGUCAUCAUGUAUUGGAAUUACAGUUCAGUUCUGAGGUAUUUCGACCUCUUGAUGAGUGCAUUUUGAUUUUAUAGACAUCUAGAGGCUUAUUUCAUCCUUGACUACACACUAUGGGACAGACAGUCGAACAAUGUUUUUUUUCAACAACUUAAUUUUUUUCCAGACGGAAAACACUCUUGUUUAAAUAAUA